This is a messenger RNA of Sparassis crispa, 651 nucleotides long. RefSeq names its product Putative uracil phosphoribosyltransferase. Bases 1 to 651 code for a protein of 216 amino acids. The record is from RefSeq and is a predicted model, not a curated record. Lineage: Eukaryota; Fungi; Basidiomycota; Agaricomycetes; Polyporales; Sparassidaceae. The transcript has 8 exons.
AUGGCAGGGACAACGGAGAAGUUGCACAUUCUCGUCCACCCUCUGAUCAAUUCACGACUAUCUCAGCUCAGGCUGACCACUACCAAUGCAAAAGAGUUUCGCGAGGGUAUCCGUGACAUUAGCCUUAUAUUAGGCAUUGAGGCGAGCCGCUACUUAGAGGAAGAAACGAUUACCGGACAAACCCCAGUAGGACCAUUCACUGGCUCUGUUAUCAAGCCGAAGAUUGGUCUCACACCUGUAUUGCGCGCUGGUCUCGGAAUGACGGAUGCUCUCUUGGAUCUAUUCCCGGCUGCGCCUGUCUAUCACCUUGGGAUAUUCAGGGAGAAGGUCACGUUGCAGCCGGUGGAGUACUAUUCGAAGCUUCCGUCCAACCCGACCGUUGACAUGGUCUUCCUACUGGAUCCUCUGAUUGCAACGGGAGGGACAGCAUGUGCUGCUUUGAACAUGAUCCUGGAUUGGGGUAUUCCUGUCAAGCAGAUAAAGCUACUCUGCAUAUUGGCUUCCCAAGAUGGUUUAAAUCGCGUAUGUGCCGAAUUUCCAGGUAUAGAAAUCUGGGUGUCCGCUGUCGACCCAAACCUGACUGCUCGGGGCCUGAUCAACCCAGGACUGGGCGACACCGGCGAUCGUCUAUACAACACUCUCAAGGAAUGA